Messenger RNA from Danaus plexippus (monarch butterfly), 2136 nucleotides. RefSeq lists its product as uncharacterized. Bases 287 to 1900 code for a protein of 537 amino acids. The record is from RefSeq and is a predicted model, not a curated record. The transcript is spliced from 6 exons. Lineage: Eukaryota; Metazoa; Arthropoda; Insecta; Lepidoptera; Nymphalidae.
UGUGAAAUUUUAAAACGUGGUCAUAAAAUUCAGGCACGACAUUCAUUUAUUCCAUACGAACACAGAUAAUAUACAUAUUAAAAAAUAUUUCGAAAAUAAAAGGCUAUUUCAAAAUAUACAUGAAUAGAUGGAAACAACAGCCUAUAAGAUUAAAUAAAAAGAAAAAUUUUAAGACAUUGGACAGAAAAUUGACAUUUAUUUGAAGUACGAUGCAAGUACGUUUUUAAAUGUCCUCUGUUACUUAUGACUAUGAUUAAGAGGUAAUUGCGUAUUGUUGUACAACACAAUGGAGAGACUCACGUUGUAUGAAGAGUACAGGCUGAUUGAAAGAACUGAGGCAGAAGUUAAUGGAGUUUGGAAAGGGGCACAUUUAUUGCUAUUUUUUCUGGCAUUCGUUUUCGGUUCAUUUUGCACGUUCUGUUUCCAUAUGCUGAUGUAUCUAUUUGACGAGAAGUGCGUCCUCUUCCCCAAACUGUUGUCCCUCACGUCCCUGCGACAAACUAUCAUAUACGAAUUCAUCCCUGAUGAUAAAGAAGCCGCUGAUAGGUUACCAGUGGAAUUUCUCAGCACGCAAUGGGUUGAGAAAAGUGCUUGUUUACUGCCGACGUACGUGCCUCUGGUGUCUGGUAUUUUCGGACUUGUAUGGACGACGAUGUUCUUAAUGUGUUCCACUGGAAGUAGGGUCUUAACUGGGCUGCAAAGGCCGUGGAGAGUCCUGCCGCCAGUGUUUCUCUUCUCACUAGCGAUGGGAGGUCUCUGUAUUUACACGACAGCUGUCACUCAUUAUGGAUUACAGGAACUGUGUAUUAAACUUAGCGAAAUAACUGGCAGCACAACGUGUACGUACACAGUGAACGUGGCUACAUUGGCGUAUGAACGUCGUAUUAGGGGUGUGUACCAAGCGACACGACUCACCAUUUACUCCGCCUGGCUCCACACAGCCUGCUGGAUACUGUCAGCUCUAUUGGCUUUCUUCAGAGUCAUCUUCGCCAUUGACUUCAAAUUAGUCAAAAUUACUGUCCAAUUAAAAGGCAACCUUGACAGAAUGCUGGAGCGUCAAGAAACACAUAUCCGAACAAUAUCUCCGGAGCCAGAAUUAAAAAAUACGCCACUUGAAUACACGAGCAGUGCUGUCCACAUCCACUUUAAGAAGAAGGAUUUCCAAGCUAACUAUGAUAGCGUAAGAGAUAUAAAAGAAUAUUCAAAGAGAGACGAUCAGGAAGAUAGCGGCAACUUGUUGUUUUACUCUCCACGCGGGCAAGAUAAAUCUGAACGAUCUCUGUUACCAUCAUCACCGGGCAGAUUGGAUCAGCUACAAGCCCAUGAUAAUUUGACCGAAGAUGAGCAAUUUAUUGCCAAAAUGUUAGAUAAUGUCCUUGAUAAUGUUAUUGAUCAAACAGAUUCUACGCUAUCUUACGUAAGAUCUCUCGAAUCUAGAACGACUUCUGAAGAAUUAUCUCCUGUUCGUCAGUACGGUCAGCAAAUAUUACAGUCUCGAACACCAGAAAAACCCAUCGACCCAUCUCGAGGUGACCAGGAAGAAGCAACAGAAACAGUAGAACAUGUGAAAAGAAUUCUAUUAGAAUGGCUACAUAAUAUUUUUAUCGGAAAAAAUGAUGAAUCAGUCAUGAGGGAUAACGAAUUGAAUAAUAAAUUAAUACCAGAUACGGAAUUGACGUCGGAAAUAAAAGAUAAAACACAUUUUGUUCCGGAAGAUGCUGAGCCAGGUCCCAGUAAUGCACCACUAAAAUCUAGCUUAAAACGUACCGGGGUUCAAACAGAAAAGACUCUAAGCGUACAGAUAGACUCAAAAACUAGCAUCUUCACACCAACUAACUCUAAAAGCCGCAUAGACAAAGAAGACAAACAAGUGCAAACUACAAAGGACAAACAGGAUUAGUUCUGAGUUUGUCUUAACAAUUUUUUUUUUAUAUUUCACUCAACGAAUACUAAAUUACUUAUUCUGGUAUGUGACAUUUCAUCAUGUAGUCCAAGUUCAACGAGUACGACCUCCACUGCUUAUGAAAUUAUGAUGAACUCAUUUAAAUGUAAGGUAAAUUACUAGUUAGUGGAGGAAAGGACAAGGAAUUAAUUAAAAGAAACUCUGAGUAAUAAUGUUCGUUAGAAACAUAUCAG